Molecule: messenger RNA, 1669 nt
Organism: Diprion similis
Lineage: Eukaryota; Metazoa; Arthropoda; Insecta; Hymenoptera; Diprionidae
Exons: 3
Coding region: 167-1225 (352 amino acids)
Molecular function (GO): protein binding
Source: RefSeq, a predicted model, not a curated record
UUUUGCUGGAGGAAUUCGAAUCGCAUUCCGCCUAGCUCAAGCCGGGUUGAGGGUGAUCGAACAGUUGAAAUCAAGGUUCGAAGUUGAGCGCUGCUAACACGCUGCGUGGAAGAUCAUUGGUGCGCAUAACGAAACGUGAGAGGACACUGAAGGACCACAGGACGCCAUGUCGCGAAGCAACUUGGCGUCGAUAGUUAAGAUAUCCUUGCUUUUAGCCUGCUUCGUUCUGAUCCAGCGUGUAGCAGGUGUACCUGAAGUGAUUACAUCAGGAGAUGUUACGGUGAAUGAAACAGCAACGCAAAAGUUAGAAUGCAGUAGAAAAGGACUCAACGACACCAAAGUUACUUGGAAAACACCCAUUGAUCAUCAGAAUCAUGAAAAUCAAAGCUUUUUCUAUGAAAAUGAUAUAGUGACAUCGACGCUGACGCUUCUAAAUGUUACGCAAAGGGAUGAUGGAGAAUAUAACUGCCUUUUUGAGGAUGGAAUUUUCGGAUUUUCAAUCGGUUCUAUAAACGUGAAAGUCCGCAAACCGAAUUUGGACAAUAAUGAUCUAUCUGCCACAGUAAAACCUUACAAGCAAGGCGGUGCUCGGUUAACGUGGCAAGACAAUAAUUCCAUCGUACCAGGUGAAAACGUAUCCGUCAGCAUAGAAUGCAAAAUAACUCGUGGAAACAAUGUUCCUUCAGGCUGGGAAGAUUGUGGAGAGAAAUUGAACUGCACGGGAAAUAAGAUACGAUCAGUAUGCGAUAUAAAAAAAUUCAAAAGUAAUGAAUUUAGAGUCAAGGUGAAGGGUUCUGACGGCCACGAUUACUUUAGUAAUUCGGUGAACUUUAACACAUAUCCCCCCUUCGCUCCAAAUGUUACACUCGUGAAUUCCACCCAGGAUUCAGUAACGAUUACUUGGAACAAGUCACCAUAUGUAAUAGAAUCUGACACCCACUUUCACGAAAUUACAGUAUUACCUGGGAAAAGAGUAAUAAAAAACUAUGGAAAAUUCAGCGAGAAAAUCAACGGGCUUAACUGCAGCAAUACGUAUUCGAUCAGAGUUGCACCUUGUGUUGACGAUGAAUAUGGCGGUUGCCUAUCUGCAAGUGAGGAACUAAAAGCCACGACGAAGCCGUGCAAGAUUACAAAAAAUAUUUCGGCGAUUUCUCAACCAGAAACGAGUACCGUCGUUCUAGCUAUAUUUUCUCUGUAUUUCCUAACGAAGUACAACUUUAAUUAAUAAUUAUCGGGUCAUUCGUUGUCGAUGAUUGUUUAAGUCAAAACACUAUUAGAUUAAAGAAAAUCUCCGGAUCGUCUAAUGACAGUCAACGCGACAGACUUUUCUGUGGAUGGAUUUUAUACAUAUAUUUAUUCCAUUUUUAUACAUAAAAUUUAAUUUUAAGAUGUAUUACGAAACUUCGUUUAGACAAAACUUCUUUACCAUACAAAAAUUAACACCAAAUUCAUGUAAUAUCUCACAAUCUCAUAUACAGUAUUGUCAUUCGUUUCUAAAUGUCUUAAAUUAAAUUUUUCGUAAUACUUACCGAAAAUGCAGAAUAUUUUUAUAUAUUUUUAAUUAGGUCACAUAAUUAUAGUUAUUUAUAGUUUGCUAGAAGUAACUCUUGUGUAUAUCCCAGACAACAACCAUCCGGCGCAUUCCAUCAUGAAAACGUUUUACGCGCUA